UUGAAACGUUGGAGACGAAGACCACGUGACCAAUAUUGACGGAAGUGUCCCCUCGUUACCUUCAUUUCUGUCGUAUCGUGUCACGUAAACAUUGCUCAUUUUCAAUUAAAAAUCUAUCGGUAUCCCUCCGAUCAAGCAGCCUGCUUAUCUCUCACGUUGUUAGCUUCAAAGGAAGCUAUGCUAACAUGUUAGCUAGCACCAACAGCUGACGUUAGAUUGCUAGCUUGAAACCUCAGAGCCAACCACAGCCCUUCCUUUCAGGUGUCCCCGUCGUGAGUAAAGGUCGGGGGAAGCAUUUAACGUUACAGACACGGUUAAAUAAUCGUUGUCGCGCUUUUGGAUUAAAUAAUCUCGCGGCCGUCUGUGGAGACGUUGACGGAAGCUAACCGCUAGCUUGCUAGCAGCAUGGGAGCCGAGCAGAGCGGAGACGCGGAGCACAAACACUCCGAUUACAGCUCAUCGGUGGUUCCCUCUCCAGCGAAGCAGAAAGCAAAGAUGGACGACAUUGUGGUUGUGGCUCAGGGGACCCAAUCAAUGCGAAAUAUCCACAACGACCCAGAUGUCAUCAAGCUUCAGGAGAUCCCCACCUUCCAGCCGCUUUUAAAAGGAGUGCUGAGUGGCCAGACGUCACCCAGCAGUGUUUGCCUGGAAAGGCUGGACGCUGCUCAGGUUCUGCAGCUCUGCAUCCGCUACCAGGAUCACCUCCACCAGUGUGCCGAGGCCGUGGCCUUCGACCAGAAUGCCCUGGUGAAGAGGAUCAAAGAGAUGGACUUGUCGGUGGAAACCUUGUUCAGCAUAAUGCAGGAGCGCCAGAAACGCUACGCCAAGUACGCCGAGCAGAUCCAGAAGGUCAACGAGAUGUCCAUGAUCCUGAGACGCAUCCAGAUGGGCAUCGACCAGACGGUGCCGCUAAUGGAGCGCCUCAACAACAUGCUGCCCGAGAGCGAGCGCCUGGAGCCCUUCAGCAUGCGGCCCGAUGGGGAUUCCGCCGCCAAGUAGCCGCAGUGUAGCCAGCCGGGAGGCGGUGCAGCUCUUUUUGAAAACUUUCUUUUUUGUGUGCAGAGUAGAGGUGCAGAUACGGUGGAAGAGGGGGGGGGGGGGCUGUCCCAAUUUUCCAACUCAUUUUUUUGACUUGGUUUUUGCUGACCACACGUGUUCUUUGUCAGCCACAUCAUACAUAUUACAGCGUAUUUGCUCAUCGCACAUAGACGCACACAACCCUCUGCUACGUGAAGUGCUGCAAUCAAAUGUGCCCCAACAGCAGAGUGCGAUCCUGCUGAGACUCAAAUAUGUGUGCGAGUGACUCAAAGGUACAACAGAUGUUUUUCGUGACUCUUUGGAGACACGUCGGAGCCGCUGUCCUUUCAGGAUCUUGCGCUCACUUUGAAAAAUAUUUGUCUCUUGUGGUCCAGAGACUCUUUUUUUUUUUUUGUCUCGCUUAAGAGGGCAUCUCUUCCACGGACUUGCCAACGGGCGGAUUGUUUCUUCUUUACUGAACAAUAUAGUUGCAUCAUAUUUGGAAUAUAUUAUUAUUGUUCUAUUGGCCGAGACUCGCAGGGAGAACCACGGCGGAUUAUUUCCCAUGUGAUCACACAAGAAGUACCGUACGACGGAAAUCAAAUGACGGGCCUGACUUUUCAAUGUUCCUAUGAACUUCCCCUUCGUGAUGAGAGAACUGGACUCCUCUCAUUUAUUUGGAUACUUUGGCAGUUUGCAUGCAAGAACAACGUGAACCGAAGGAGAUGGAUGUCCGAUAUCCUCACAGUGCAGUUUUAGCAUUAACGGUGUACAGCCAUCGAACGACAUCCUCAAUUUUCUUGAAUAAUAAACGGCGCAG
Pungitius pungitius (ninespine stickleback) is the source of this 1837-nucleotide messenger RNA. RefSeq names its product BLOC-1 related complex subunit 5 (gene borcs5). Bases 406 to 999 code for a protein of 197 amino acids. Lineage: Eukaryota; Metazoa; Chordata; Actinopteri; Perciformes; Gasterosteidae. The record is from RefSeq and is a predicted model, not a curated record. Gene Ontology annotation, biological process: positive regulation of anterograde synaptic vesicle transport; organelle transport along microtubule; lysosome localization. Gene Ontology annotation, cellular component: BORC complex; synaptic vesicle membrane; cytoplasmic side of lysosomal membrane. The transcript has 4 exons.